AUGUUUCGAAUCCUCGAGUCGCAGGCGCCCGCCAAACAAACGGCGACGGACACAAUCAACACAUUAAGCAGUAGGCUGCAGAGUGCAACGUUACUAGAGGACCGCCGGGCCGCCAUACAAGGAUUGAGAAGCUUUGCGAAGAUAUAUCCCGCAUCAGUUGCGUCAGGUGCCUUACGACCCUUGAUUAGCAGCCUCCGCAAUGAUAGGGAAGAUGUGGACACACUCAAGGUGGUCCUUGAGACCUUGUUGGGACUAUUCUCGCCGGAUGAGAGCAGUCCCGAAGCGUCGGAUGAAAUAGCUCUUUGGCUUUCGGACGAGUUUACUCAGCGACAAGAUAAUAUCACAGCCCUACUAGAUCUUUUAGAUACCCGCGACUUCUAUUCACGCCUAUAUUCAAUACAGCUCAUGUAUCAGAUCUCGAGCGCACGACCCGAGAGGACGCAAGAAUGUAUAUUGACAGCGCCACUGGGUAUCCCACGACUCGUCAGUGCUCUCAGUGACUCGCGGGAGCCCGUACGAAACGAGGCGCUACUCCUUCUGAUUGCAUUGACACCCGCAUCGGAAGAAUUUCAAAAGCUUGUCGCUUUUGAGAAUGCAUUCGAAUCCAUAUGCUCCUUGAUAGAGACAGAAGGGGGCUUGACACAUGGAUCAGAGGUCAUCGAGGACUGUCUUUCUCUGCUUGCCAACUUGUUGAAGCUCAACAUACCGAACCAGUCAUACUUCCGAGAGACUGGUUGCAUACAAAGGCUGGCUAAGCUUCUUGCUGAUGUCAACCGUGAACAAGACUCGUCUGAGGAACUUACACCGCAAUGGGCCCUUGCUCAUCGCGAUAGGAACGUCUGGGGCCUACUAGUCAUUAUUCAGCUAUUCUUAGUAAAAGGCGGCAUUAACACGCAUGCUAAUCAGAUGGCCUUUUGGAAUAGCGGUGUGAUGGAACAAGUCCUUAGUACCGCCUUCGGCCAAAAGUUCACAGUCAAUGUUACAGCAAAGGUUAGUAAAUCAUUGCUACCUAAGAUUUGA
This is a messenger RNA of Aspergillus calidoustus, 1020 nucleotides long. The record is from the annotation of a GenBank genome assembly. NCBI's taxonomy places the organism in Eukaryota, Fungi, Ascomycota, Eurotiomycetes, Eurotiales, Aspergillaceae.